Messenger RNA from Manihot esculenta (cassava), 2453 nucleotides. Its product is annotated as phosphatidylinositol/phosphatidylcholine transfer protein SFH8. Bases 310 to 2172 code for a protein of 620 amino acids. The transcript has 15 exons. The record is from RefSeq and is a predicted model, not a curated record. NCBI's taxonomy places the organism in Eukaryota, Viridiplantae, Streptophyta, Magnoliopsida, Malpighiales, Euphorbiaceae.
UCUCUCUAUCUCUUCCUUCGCAGACGAUCUAAUUGGCCGUGUUUCUUUGCGAAUCUAAUUUAUUCUAUUUAUUCUAUUUUCAAUUUGAAUCAUCAUCUCUGGUACAAUUCCCUGCUUGGAUCUCGCUUAAUUUCCCGGCUAUUUGCAUUUUUUACCAUCUGAUCUCCCCCCUGUUUCGCGCCGUAAUUUCUCUCCCCGCCGGGGUGCAUUUUUGUUGCUGAAGCGCGAUUAAGUGUUUGUUCGAGUGGAAUUGAGCAGAGAGAUAAGGGAGAGAGUUCAGUGUCUCCAAUUGCGUGCUGAAGCUGGGAGAUGUCAGGCCCACUGGAUCGCUUCGCCAGACCUUGCUUUGAGGGAUUCUCAGGUAGUGAUGAGAGAAGAGAGAGAAAAUCUGAUUUUGAAAACUCUGAAGAUGAAAGGCGAACUAGAAUUGGAUCACUCAAAAAGAAAGCAAUUAAUGCAUCCACUAAAUUCAAGCAUUCUCUGAAGAAAAAGAGCAGUAGAAGAAAGAGUGAUGGUAGAGUCAGCUCUGUUUCGAUUGAGGAUGUUCGGGAUGCUGAGGAACUGCAGGCUGUUGAUGAAUUUCGUCAGGCUUUGAUCAUAGACGAAUUACUACCAGAAAGACAUGAUGAUUAUCAUAUGCUAUUGAGGUUCUUGAAAGCAAGGAAAUUUGACAUUGAAAAAGCAAAACACAUGUGGGCCGACAUGCUUCAGUGGAGGAAAGAAUUUGGUGCUGAUACUAUUAUGAAGGAUUUUGAAUUUAAAGAGAUAAAUGAAGUUUUGACUUAUUAUCCCCAUGGUAAUCAUGGUGUGGAUAAAGAAGGGAGACCUGUUUACAUUGAAAGAUUGGGAAAAGUUGAUCCACAUAAACUUAUGCAUGUUACCACUAUGGAUCGGUAUGUUAAAUACCACGUGCGGGAGUUUGAGAAAAGCUUUGCAAUAAAAUUUCCUGCUUGUACCAUUGCUGCAAAGAGGCAUAUAGAUUCAAGCACAACAAUUUUAGAUGUUCAAGGCGUGGGUCUUAAGAACUUCACCAAGAGUGCACGGGAUCUAAUUAUGCGACUGCAAAAGAUUGAUGGUGACAAUUACCCUGAGACUCUCCACCAAAUGUUCAUCAUCAAUGCUGGUCCUGGAUUUAGACUUUUAUGGAACACCGUUAAGACUUUUCUAGAUCCUAAAACCACCUCCAAGAUUCAUGUCCUUGGAAACAAGUACCACAGUAAAUUGCUUGAGAUAAUUGAUGCCAGUGAGUUGCCAGAAUUUCUUGGUGGCACCUGUACCUGUGCAGACCAGGGAGGUUGCCUCCGGUCAGAUAAGGGACCAUGGAAAAACCCAGAAAUAUUGAAGAUGGUUCUUAAUGGGGAAGCACGGCGUGCCAAUCAGAUUGUAAAAGUUUUAAACAGUGAGGGGAAGGUUAUUGCUUAUGCUAAGCCACGUUAUCCUUUGCAUUUCAGAGGUAGUGAUACCUCCACUGCUGAAUCAGGAUCUGAAGCUGAAGAUAUUGCUUCCCCUAAAGCACUGAAGAAUUUUUCACAUCUUCGACUGACUCCUGUCCGUGAAGAAUCUAAGGUGAUUGGGAAAGCAAGCUAUGCUGCUAACUUCUCAGGGUAUGAUGAAUAUGUUCCUAUGGUUGACAAACCUGUUGAUGCUGGUUGGAAAAAGCAAGCAUCCCUUCAGAGGCCUUCUAUUUCCAAAGCAACACUUGCUCUGCCUGACACCCCGAAGAAUUCAGAAGGAAUUCGCAUUAGAGUUUUGGUAGCAGUCACGGCUUUCUUCAUGACACUUUUCACUCUUUUUCGAACUUUGGUGUUCCGUGUAACUAAGAGGCUUCCCAAUGCUUCCUCUGAUGAUCAAAGCUUGGAGGCAACACAGGGAGAUUUCCGUCCCCCUUCACCAAGUUCAACUUUUACUGAUGCAGAACUCCUCUCUUCUGUACUGAAAAGGCUAGGCGAGCUAGAGGAGAAAGUGGAUACACUUAAAACAAAGCCGACAGAAAUGCCUUAUGAGAAAGAAGAAUUACUUAAUGCUGCCGUUUGUCGUGUGGAUGCCCUAGAAGCAGAGCUAAUUGCUACCAAAAAGGCUUUACAUGAAGCUUUAAUGAAGCAAGAAGAAUUGCUUGCUUACAUAGACAGUCAAGAAGAAGCCAAGUACCGGAAAAAGAAGUUUUGCUGGUAAGAUGUUUUUGCAUAUGGAGGGAGAUUUCGGUGGCUUCUUGGCUGGUGUAACGUCUACUAAGUGUUUUAACAUACAAACACAGAUGUUGAUUGUGCUGAAGAUGCACUUCCUAAUUGAUUUCAGUUUUUUGUUGAUUACAAAGGAACAGACCACAUUGUUAUGUGGAAGUUAUUGUAUGACUACUAUUGUUCUUAAAUCAUGUGUAUGUGGUUUGUCUUUUCCUAAUUUUGUGCUUUUUCCUUAUAUGUACAAAAGGAUGAUCUAAUGCAUUAAGCAUUCCG